ACUCUCCAUUUGUCAUUCCCACACUUUUGGCCUCCUUUUCAAGCGAUAAGAGUAUACACCACUUCCCUCAAACACAACAAUCACUUUCUCCUUCUCUUUCUCUAUUUCUCCCUGAUCCCAUUUUCAACCAUUAACACUUUCUUUUCAAUCUUUCCUCUUAUGGAAAAUCAUCAGCCUUCCUACAAUUCCAGAUUCCGACGUGUCUGUGUCUUCUGCGGUAGCAGCCCUGGAAAGAAUCCUAGCUACCAGCUUGCUGCUAUCCAACUUGGUCAGCAACUGGUGGAGAGGAACAUUGACUUGGUUUAUGGAGGAGGAAGCAUUGGUCUGAUGGGUCUGGUCUCUCAAGCUGUUUACGAUGGUGGUCGCCACGUGUUAGGAGUGAUUCCAAAGACUCUCAUGCCAAGAGAGAUAACAGGGGAAACAGUAGGCGAAGUAAGAGCAGUAUCAGGCAUGCAUCAGCGCAAAGCAGAAAUGGCUCGUCAAGCUGAUGCAUUUAUAGCCUUACCAGGUGGUUAUGGAACCUUGGAAGAACUGUUGGAGGUCAUAACAUGGGCUCAGCUUGGAAUCCAUGAUAAACCGGUUGGGCUAUUGAACGUUGAUGGCUACUACAACUCACUGUUAUCAUUCAUUGACAAAGCUGUUGAUGAAGGUUUCAUUGCUCCAGCUGCCCGUCACAUUAUUGUUUCUGCCCAAUCUGCCCAUGAACUCAUGUGCAAGCUCGAGGAAUAUGAAGCUAGGCACAAUGGGGUGGCCUCUAAGCUAAGUUGGGAGAUGGAGCAACAAUUAGGCUACAAAUUAAAGUCAGACAUUGCUAGUUGAGAUUCUCGUUUUUAUAUGUUAAAUUAAGGAUUAGUUAGUUGAUUUUCUAAAAUUUAAUAUACACAAAGCUAAAUAUAUAGAUGAGAUAAUAAAAAAAAAAGAAAAAAAAAAAGAGGGAAUUAUGCCACAGUUCUUUUAAUCAGCUGUGGAUCAUGCUUUUAUUUUAUUUUUCUUUUGGCAGAAUAAUUAUUAGAAUUUUUUUUUUAUGUAAUUUUGUUAAUUAGUGUCUGUCUGUCUUGGAUAAACAAUAUUAAUUGUAUAAUUAUGUAUUUUAA
Molecule: messenger RNA, 1094 nt
Organism: Manihot esculenta (cassava)
Lineage: Eukaryota; Viridiplantae; Streptophyta; Magnoliopsida; Malpighiales; Euphorbiaceae
Product: cytokinin riboside 5'-monophosphate phosphoribohydrolase LOG1
Exons: 7
Coding region: 160-819 (219 amino acids)
Biological process (GO): cytokinin biosynthetic process
Cellular component (GO): cytosol; nucleus
Molecular function (GO): hydrolase activity, hydrolyzing N-glycosyl compounds
Source: RefSeq, a predicted model, not a curated record